Lagopus muta (rock ptarmigan) is the source of this 1142-nucleotide messenger RNA. RefSeq names its product aquaporin-4-like. The record is from RefSeq and is a predicted model, not a curated record. Gene Ontology annotation, cellular component: plasma membrane. The transcript has 5 exons. Gene Ontology annotation, molecular function: water channel activity. Bases 190 to 1092 code for a protein of 300 amino acids. Gene Ontology annotation, biological process: transmembrane transport. NCBI's taxonomy places the organism in Eukaryota, Metazoa, Chordata, Aves, Galliformes, Phasianidae.
CCUCCUUUCAUCUCCGCCUUUCAUCUCCCACCUGAGCGCCUCGUGCUGGUUGUCGUGGCAACACCCCAAAGUGCCCCUGCUUGUUGCCAUGGCACCCACAGCAUCCUGGGGUGCCCAAGUCCAAUUUCAGGCCCCUGCAGCUCCUGCCACGGCUGUGCCCUGCUGGCAGACCCCUCGUGUGUUCUGGGGAUGCCCUGGGUGCAGGCACCCUCCCCAAAUCAAGGAGGGUUGGCAGGACCAGGGGCUGGGAGGCGCCCCUGCCACGGGCAUCCUCUGUGCUUGCCUUGGUCCUGCAGCUGCACCAUGGCCAUAGGGGAGGAGCUGCACAGCGGGCGCUUCUGGCAGGAGGUGUUGGCUGAGGCUGUGGCAACGCUCAUCUUUACUGGGGUGGUCCUGGGAGCCUCAGCUGCCCCCAGCCCCCUGGUGCCAGCCCUGGCCGGGGGGCUGGCGGCUGCGACACUGAGCUGCGCCCUCAGAGCGCCCCAGGCCAACCCAGCGCUCACCCUGGCGCUGCUCUGCACCCACAAACUGGGUGCCCUGCGUGGGGCUGCAGUGCUGCUGGCGCAGUGUGCCGGGGCUGUGCUGGCUGCCACGGCUGCACGCCUGGCACUGCCGGAUGACAGCGCAAUGGUCAGCAGGGUGAGUGCGGCAGGGACAGCGGGGCAGGCGUUGUGCUGGGAGAUCUUUGCCACCUUCCAGCUGGCGCUCACCGCCUUUGCCUCCACCGACCACGCAGCUGCCCCCACCGGGUUGGCCCUGGGCUGUGCCAUCGUUGCUGGAGCUCUGGCUGCGGGGCCAUUCUCGGGGGGCAGCAUGAACCCGGCCCGCUCACUGGGGCCUGCCGUCGUCACCGGCAUCUGGGACAACCACUGGGUGUACUGGCUGGGACCGGUGCUGGGUGCCGUGCUGGCUGGGCUCUGCUACGAGUUCAUCUUCGGCCCUGGUGCCUCCAGGGAGAAGCUAUGUGCCUGCCUCACCUGCCGGGACGUGACACUGGUGGAGACCACCAGCCCUUCCCCCUCCUCACCUUCCACUGCCCCCCGCAGUGCUGCUCGUACCCCCCCGGCCUCCCAGGGCCAGGGCACGGCCUGAUGGGAGAACCGGGGGGCUCUGCACUCUUGCCGCCUUCUCCCCCCCCUCAA